AUGGCCUACCGAAGGAGACACAGCACGGCGCGCUCCGCCACCUUCGAGGACUACCGCUCCUUUUCCUGCGUCGACGACGAAGGUGACUCCUCCCACUCCCUCGCCACCAAGGCCAUCCGUGCCUCCGCCGCCCACCGGGACUCCUCCCUCUCCUCCGCUUACGACGGUGCUGACGUCCCCUCUGCCCCCGCCGAUCGCCGGAGCUUCCAUAAACAGGGCUCGAAUGUCUACGAGUACUCAACGACGACGAGGAAGAACAUAACCGGCAGGCAGAGAUUUUGGGAGGUUUUGGCUAAGAAAGCUAAAGCUAUUCUGGAAGAUGAGGAGCAGCCUGAAGAUCAUUCCCAGAAGCUCAAUUCGAAAGAUGAACAGGUUCGAACAAAGUGUUCUAAUGAGAAAAACCAGAAGACCGAUCAGAGUCCUGCGAUCCAGAAGGAUGCAAUUGUUUCUUCUCUGACGAAGGAAUCCAGUGGCACCCUCAAACAUGCAUCGAAAGAAGGGAUUCCGGCGAUCGAAGCGACUAAGAAGCUGCAAAUCAAGAACCCCGAAAGUUCAGAUUCUGCAACCGAAGCCGUGGACGAUUUCACUCAGUUUCAGAUUGAGUAUGAGAACAAACUAAAGGCUUCUCAGAAGGUUGCAAACGCCAUAGCUGCCAAGGCAAAGCUUCUCCUGAGGGAGCUGAAGACGGUGAAGGCCGACUUCGCCUUCGCGAAGGAACGGUGCGCUCAGCUCGAAGAGGAGAACAAGGCCCUGCGAGAGAACCGCCAGAAGGGGGAAAACCCAGCGGACGACGACGAACUGAUACGCCAUCAACUGGAGACUUUGCUCGAAGAGAAAGCUCGCUUGGCACGAGAGAACUCGGUGUACGCGAGCGAGAACCGGUUCCUGCACGAGAUCAUCGAGUACCAUCAGCUCACAAUGCAGGACGUGGUCUACUUAGACGAAGGCAUCGAGGAGAUGACAGAGGUCUAUCCCAUCAGCCAGAUGUCGUCGGUCCUCCCUCGAAGCUCAAGCGUCAGCAUGGACAAGGAGGCGCUGAGCCCUUCGUCGUCUCCUAAGAUAUGA
This is a messenger RNA of Zingiber officinale, 1065 nucleotides long. RefSeq lists its product as uncharacterized. Lineage: Eukaryota; Viridiplantae; Streptophyta; Magnoliopsida; Zingiberales; Zingiberaceae. The transcript is spliced from 6 exons. The coding region runs from base 1 to 1065 and encodes 354 amino acids. The record is from RefSeq and is a predicted model, not a curated record.